CAUUUUGUUCCCCAAACAAUUAACUAUACUCGUAAUUGCUCCUACGUGGGCCCCAACCAUUCCGGUCUGAUCGGAUCUGACCCGAUCUGGUGCGAUCUGUCAGACGCUUUGCCACGCGUCGGCGUUUUAAUUUAGCUGUUCUCUCCAUUCCGUUGCAUGUGCCCACCUGACACGCCCAUUUCCUUUGUGUAAUUUAUGCCCGGGAUAUGCUCGGGCCUUUUCAAAUUGUUUCAAAUAAAUUUCAGUAGCGGAAACAUUUAUUUAAACGACUGCCAGCCAGAAUCGCGGGGACACGCGUCAAAUGUCAUUUGACAAAGGAAAUUUUGAAAAAAAUUAAAAAUAGCAAAAGCGAGCAACAAGUGUCAUUGGGCGGAGGUGAAGAUCAAUUGGAGGCAUCCAUUUGGGGCUGCAACAAAGACAAAACCUGUCACAUUAACAAGAUGCCCACGCUAACCCCCCUGCGACCCCACCAAUCCUCUAUCUUCCCUGCAACUUGGGCACGCAUUAUGGGCCCCUACAGAUUCGGCUCAAACCGGGUUGCCAAAAAACUUCGCUUGGCAGAGUGACGCAGCCACUAGACGGGCGACGGGCGACGCCGACGCACAGCUGAGCGAAGGCGGAGCAGAGAGCCGGGCAGAGAGAACCCAAAGGCCGCAGAGACGGGGCGGCUCAUUCGUUGCGCGCUCGUUGAAUCGCCGAGACGUCGUUGAAGUUGUCGUCGCGUGUGUGGAACAAACAAAAUGAAAUAAUAAAUAUUUUUUUGAGAAAAAAAACCUGAUUUUUUCUAAACAAAAAAAUUGCAUAAAUAACAAAAAUUUUAAAAUUUAAACGCGCUAAAACUUGUUGAAGUAAAACUUUCCUCAUUGUUGGGGUCCCAGCAGUUUAUAGGAGGGGGAAGAGCCAAGUGGCGCCCAAAGGUUUAUCCCACUUUUCCGUUCUACCUGUGUGAGUGCGAGUAUCGUGCCGUGUCUGUGUGGGUGAUUGUGAUAUGUUAUAUGAUACUGUGAGAGUGUUUUAAUCCAUCUCCCUGAGGAGCUGCAUUGACCGACAAAACAUUGAGUAAAAUUCAAUUACUUAGAACGCCAGACCCUCUCUCAAAGGAAUACUCGGAAUACUACCCCAAGAUCCAUACGACAACGAACUCAGCGCGGACAAAGGAGGAGGAGGAGGAAAAGGUGUAGCCGACAGUGGAGGUGGGCAGCAGGAGGAGUAGGCGGCGCAGUGGAGGGAACGGGACACAACUCGACUCCAAUUGCAAGUCGCGGCAAUCGCAGACCUCAAAUUAUAUGCCAGCCGCAGCAUUUCCAUAAGAUUUUGGUGGAAACUGGCUGUGAACAAAGCGAAUUUCAAAUGUGAACCAAUCACAAAAAAAUACAGCAAAAAUCACCAAAAAAAAAAUAGCGUGCAAGAAAACAAAAAUAAAUUGUGAAAAGAAACAAGGCAAAAAAGUAUUUCCAAAUUUUUUGAAAGUGCAGUGAAAACGAAAGAUGAUUAAUUGGCAAUGAAGCAAAAUCGUUAAUGAAUAUAAAUUAAAACACCGAAAAAAUAUAUUCAACAAAAACGCGAUAAAACAUCUUGCAUGUUGGAAGAAAGAGAGUUUGGCGCGCUUUUAAACGCCGGCGAAUAAAGACGCGCUCGCGUUUUACUUACAAAAAAAAGCGGAAGAGAGGUAACAAACAAUUAAAAGCGAGUUCAUUGCAUAAAUUUAGCAAGUGUGCGUCGUGUGUGUGUGUGUGUUUGUGUCCAGGUGUCUAGUCUAUGUGAAAAUGGCAGCUUCGGAGCAGAGCAGCAGGCGGCAGCUGGAGGCGAUUUUUAUCGCCACACCCCCAUCAACCCCCCUGAUGCAACACAACUCGGUGACGCGGACAACUACACCUCGCGAACUCCCCACAAUGUAUCACUUUGAUUUCGCCGCAUUCAACACGGAGAACGAGUUGGAAGCGCCUGGAGGCGGGCAGGAGGAGGAGCCCUCUUCGCCACCACCGCCCCCGCUCACCAGUGGACUGCUGUUGCCCGUGCCCGAGAUAGUGGCCAUCAGCGCCAGCGAUCUGACGCCCUGUCCGUGCUGCAGUCGCACCUUCAACUUGAACGCUCUGCGGAAGCACGUCGUCAUCUGCGAGAAGACCUCAAAGAAGCGCAACAUCUUUGACUCAUCGCGACAGCGUCGCGAGGGCACAGUGCUCUCCACGUACGUCCUACCCAAAAACUUUGGCCUGCCCAAUGCCGACAAGGUGUCCGGAGUUCACACCCCGCUCGCUGGGAGUCGUGAUGCCGUAGGCACGGGCCCCACAAUGCCAACAGACAGUGUGGGCUCUCCUCUGCCCACUCGUCGCAAGUCCCAAACCGAGCUGGUUCGCUCUACGGCCCGAGCUUCCGUCCGUAGAGCGGGCGGCACAGCAACAGGAACAACAGCUGCUGAAACAUCACCAGCAGGCGAGCCAAGCAGUGUACCAGUCCGCGAUCGCUCGCUGGCCAAGCGCAUAAAGAGUGUGGCCUCCGAGCACUGUCCCCACUGCGAGCGCAACUUCAACGUGAAGGCCUUCGACCGGCAUGUGGAGUGGUGCAAGGAGAAGGCCAUCCAAGCCACCAUAAAGCUGACCAACCCCCAGGAGACGUCCAAGGCGAAGGAACGGCUCGACGCCAGGAAGCAGUACAGGCCGCCUAAUCUCAAGACCAAGCGCUCGAUCAACCGCAGCAAGUACUCCGGCAACCACGAGGAUCUGCUGGACGCCGGUGACAUGACGGCACCCAAGCAGAACCUGAUGUCGCUCUCCUCCAUGACCUCGUCCGUGCACAGUGAUAACGGCCUCAGUGGAGUUAGCGUCAGCAGCGAUAAGUACGAUCCCUUCCUCUCGGCCAGGCGUCAGCUGGAGGAGCUGUGCACCCCCGGCACGCCGCCGGAGGAGGUUCCCCCAACAGCCCCACCCAGCAUCUCCAUGACCAGUUCGUUGACCAUGCCGAGCAGCAGGGCAGCGCCGACCACACCGAAACCCACACCUGCCUCCAACUUUCGGCGCACCUCAUCCCUGCGAGGCCCCCGGCGGACACCGCUGCUGCCCAGUCGUCCCCUGUUUGCGACCAACUAUCGCCCCACCAUCCAGCGGGGACUCUCUGACGAGGGCCCCAUCUCCACGAACUUCCUCAAGCCGGAGGAGUACGACGAGAUGCCGGUACGCGCCGCCUGCGGCAACGACUUCCACAGUCCGCGAGUGGUGCGCCGCGAUACGAGUACGUCGAACCGCAAGCAGUUGCUGAAGCUACCGCUGGGCGUUGGCGCUGCCAGCGAGAAAACAGCUCAGGCACAGCCAGGCCGCAACGUGGCCAAGACCGACUCCCUGGCGGUGUUCCUCAAUUACGAGCACGAGCUGGAGCAGCUGAAUGCCAAGGCAGCGGAGGUGGCAGCCGCCAAUCAGCUGACCAGCAAGGAGCUGAAGGACAAGAGCAACAAUCUGAGCAAGCAGAACUCCGCCAAGAGUCUGACCGCCACGUCCACCAAUCCCGGCCAGCUGCCGCCCCUGACCCCGUCAACGCUGACACCAUCGUCUGCACCAGCCACAGCCCCAACGCCAGCGCCAGCUGCCGUCUCGGCCAAGGAGAACAACGAGAAGCGGAUGCACAACAACUACCAGCCCAUUGCCACACCCUUGCGGCUGGAGCCCAUCAGCAGACCAGCGACGGCGAUGCCAGCAGUCCAGCAGCCAGUCAGCGUGGGGGUGACCAGCCUUACACCCAUCAAGCUGGAGAGUAUCUUCGGCUUUGGCCGUCCGGCCGCAGUGGGCGGGGGAGAGUUCAUCGACCCCAAGCUGAUCAAUGCAUGCGACAAUCUGCACGUGUCCAGCGGGGUACCGUCGGAUGCCAGCUCCACGCCACAGCAGCUGUCGCAGAGCCGCAGUCGGAGCAGCUCCCAGUCCACCAUCACGUACGAGCGGCGACAGUCGGGCGAGGCGAGGAAUCUGCUGAAGCGCAAGAUGCGUUUGGGGCGCAAUCAGUUUCUGUACGAUGCCUCGCCGGAGGAUGCGGAUGCCUCGUCGGGGUGCUCCGCCGACGAUGAGGCCAAUCGAUCAUCGAUGGAGUACGACGAACAGUGCUGGCAGCAGCAGCAGAAGCAGCUGCUGGCCAAUCCCCUGCCGCUGGUCAUGCCGAUGGGCAACAUGCCCACCUUCGACGACUUUGACUUUGAGGAGUUUCUCUCCUCAUUCGAGAACGAGAAUGACGAUGAGCAGUUCCCGCUGUUCAAAGAUUGUCGCGAGUUCCUUCUGAAUCGCACGACGAGCAGGCAACGCUCGUUCCAGAAAGCGACUUCGACCCCACAACAGACAGCGACAGCCACACUGAGACCGGCCACCACCAGUAGCAUAUUUCAGCCCAAAUCACAGCCCACUAAAGACAGUCACGCCCACAGAUCCAACUCGAAUAGUUUGAAUGGCAAGGGAGACGAGAAGCUCCAGCUGCAGAUGCAGAUGCAGCGCCAGCAGUCGAAUGCUUCCAGUGUUGGCAGCCACGACGAAAAGAUGCCGCAGAAGAUGCAGCAGAUGCCAGUGCAGAUGGUGGGCAAGAGGCCAGCCGAGGAGCAGCAGAAGCGGGAGAUCUUCAUCAGCAUCGAGACGGAGACAAAUGAUCACGGGCGUUCCCCCAUCUCACCGGACUCCCUGCGCCACAUGGUGGGCAAUUCCCAGACGCCCAUAGACGUCCUGCACAUAGAGAAUGGCAACGAGCCGGAGCACGCACGGUUCAGAAAGAUCAGCGACACUGAGGACCCCUAUGUCGACGCCCAGGGAGAGCCUGAUGAUCGCGCCAGCCAGUUGACUGGCAAUGCCAACAGACUGACUCUAUCAUCGAGCGACUCCGUCCAGGUGAACAACGCCAAGAAUCUGAUCCAGCAAAUGCAGAGCGAGUUUCGGCAGAUGGGCGAGGAUGCCGGCGCCUCGAUUCGCACCCUGUUCAUAAGAAGGCCUGAACAGCAGACGGAUCCGGAGCCAGUGCAACAGCUUCAGCAGCUACAGCAGCAGGUGAAGGCUGGUUCCCCCAUGACACCCUCAGCAUCGGCGGAUUCCGACGAGCUGAGCAGCCUCGAUGGCUAUCCCAUGUCCUCGUCCCACUCGUCGCGUCGUGGCGCCAGCUCCAAGCUAAGCUCCGACUCUGCCUAUGGCAGCACCAAUUCCCCCUACAGUCUGUCGCGCCAGCGAUCCGGCGACCUGCAACCGGGCACACCACGCAACCAGAGUCUGCUGCGUCCGCACACGGCCAGUGCCAAGCUGCCCAGCGCCGCCAUGACUGAUGCCUCCACUCAGGCGCACAAUGCCUAUGCCACGCUCAAGGCACGUCAGAGGCUGUAUGGUGGCGGGGGCACCGGCAAUAACAUUGGCAAUGGCAAUACCGAUGGAGCCGAGUCCUCCAGCAGUGGAUCGGAGCACUCCCUGAUAAUGGCCACGCAGCAGCCGCAGGAACAACAGCAGCAUCAGCAGCAGCAGCACAACAGACCAGACAGCAACUAUAACUACCAGCAGCAACAGCAGCAGCAGCAGCACCAGGUGCAAUCCCAGCCAGCAUACAACAGCAACAACAACAAUAACAAUAACAACAAUGGGCAGAUGCCACUGACUCCAACCACAUCGCAGCAUUCCCUGCUGAGCAGUGCCUCCGCGUCCAGCCUAAGUUCGAGUACGAAAAUGUCCAAGUUCUGCCACGAAUGUGGCGGCAGGUUCAUCAUCGAGCACGCCAAGUUCUGCAUGGAGUGCGGCGUGCGGCGGAUGAUACUCUAAUCUCGGGGCCAAAACCCCACGUAGAUAUUGUUGGACCCCAUCUACAACCCACUCACACCCACCCACCCACUCAAAAAAUUGCACCGCAUCACACUCACACACUGAUGAUGGCUGCUGGUGGCUGAUGGGAUGCCUCCUGGGGUCCGGGGGUCUUUUAUAAGUGUAUACCAAAUGAAGUAACUCACACGCGAACGAAGCAGCCAAGGAGAAUGCUGAUAUGUCCUACACACAGAUAACUAAUAAUAAUAUAUUUAAUAUAUAUACCC
Molecule: messenger RNA, 6028 nt
Organism: Drosophila obscura
Lineage: Eukaryota; Metazoa; Arthropoda; Insecta; Diptera; Drosophilidae
Product: formin-J
Exons: 7
Coding region: 1767-5762 (1331 amino acids)
Source: RefSeq, a predicted model, not a curated record